This is a messenger RNA of Arvicola amphibius (Eurasian water vole), 3015 nucleotides long. It is a transcript of the gene Tor1b, whose product is annotated as torsin family 1 member B. Gene Ontology annotation, molecular function: kinesin binding; ATP hydrolysis activity; ATP binding. Gene Ontology annotation, cellular component: endoplasmic reticulum lumen; endoplasmic reticulum; nuclear envelope. Bases 57 to 1067 code for a protein of 336 amino acids. Gene Ontology annotation, biological process: protein localization to nucleus; nuclear membrane organization. Lineage: Eukaryota; Metazoa; Chordata; Mammalia; Rodentia; Cricetidae. The transcript has 5 exons. The record is from RefSeq and is a predicted model, not a curated record.
UGCCGCUGUGCUGGGACUGAAUUCGAGCCUGGCUUUACUUCUCUGGGUGGCGCGCGAUGCGGAGCAUCAGGGCGUUCGUGGGCUCCGCGGCCCUCUGGGCUCUGCUGGCCGCCCGCAUCGCGGCGGCGGUCGAGCCGGUGAGCAUGGCCAUCGCCAUCGGGGCCGCGUCGUUGCUCACCGGCUACCUGUCCUACUCGGGCGCGUUCUGCCGCUUCUCCGAGUGCUGCAACGAGGAACGGACCCUCAACGCGUCGGCCCUCAAGCGGAACUUGGAGGCAAAGCUGUUUGGACAGCACCUCGCCACCGAAGUGAUUCUCAAGGCACUGACCGGCUUCAAGAACAAUAAAAAUCCCAAGAAAGCACUGACUCUGUCCAUGCACGGCUGGGCUGGCACGGGCAAGAAUUUUAUUAGCCAGAUUGUGGCUGAAAACCUGCACCCAAAAGGCCUGAAGAGUAACUUUGUCCACCUGUUCGUCUCUACCCUGCACUUCCCUCAUGAGCAGAAGACAAAACUGUACCAGGACCAGCUCCAGAAGUGGAUCCGAGGCAAUGUGAGCGCGUGUAGCACCUCCGUCUUCAUCUUUGAUGAGAUGGAUAAGUUGCAUCCUGGGAUCAUUGAUGCAAUCAAGCCCUUCCUCGACUACUAUGAGCAGGUGGAUGGGAUUUCCUACCGCAAAGCCGUCUUCAUCUUCCUCAGUAAUGCAGGCGGGGACCUGAUAACUCAGACAGCCCUGAACUUCUGGCGGGCAGGAAGGAAGAGGGAAGAGAUCCAGCUGAAGGACCUGGAGUCUGUGCUGUCUGUGGGCGUCUUCAACAACAAACACAGUGGUCUGUGGCACAGUGGACUGAUAGACAAGAACCUCAUCGACUACUUCAUCCCCUUCCUGCCCUUGGAGUACAAACACGUGAAGAUGUGUGUGCGGGCAGAGAUGCGGGCCCGAGGGCAUGCUGUCAAUGAAGACAUUGUCACCAGAGUGGCAGAUGAAAUGACAUUUUUCCCCAAGGACGAGAAGAUCUACUCGGACAAGGGCUGCAAGACUGUGCAGUCACGGCUAGAUUUCUAUUGAGCUCUUCACCCCAGGGGGUGGGAGGAUUCAGGGGAGCCUCCCACCCCCUCCAGGACCCCCUUGAGGCUUUGCACAUUUGCACCUGUGGACUCUGGGGAUGCUGUUGGUUCUGCACGGCAGCAGCUCAAGUGAACUUGUAGAACCCUAACACUGCUACUGUGAACCAAGUGCCUAGAAACAUGAACACAGACCCUGUGUGGCCAAGGUACCGUGCCUCAGGUGCCACUAAUGGGCUGCAGCCUUGAGGAGCCAGAUUUUUCCUUCCAGGAGCACCCACCUGUGUUUGGUUUUUUUGUUUUGUUUUUUCCUUGCCCUGAGCUGGCACUCUAUGACAGUUUUCAGAAGCUGGUGGCAUUGACAGAUGCUUGAUCUCUGAGGGGAGCAUGUAUGUGGACUUGAUCUUGGCUGAACUGUCAGCGUGAGUAGUGGGGGCUCCCUCUGAGGCUCCUGUGGCACACUGGGACACAGAGCCUUUUGAGGCUAUACCUUACCUUAGCUGCUGCUCUCGCAGCCCCCACUGUGAAAUUCUCUCGCCUGUCUCCUACUUUGUGUGGGUUACAGCCUGCCUUCGACCUCGUCCUAGCCUCAUCCUGGUCCUGUCAGAACAGGCUGAAGCUUUGGAGGUCUUUGGUUCCUGUUUGCCUGUUAAACUUACUCUGAAGGUACAGCAUGCAUAGGAAGAGUGAGCUCUGGGCCAGGGCCUGCCUGGCCACACAUAGUAUGCUCAGACUCCGUCCAAAGGAGUGGCCACACAUACCAGAAAUGUCGAGUUUUUUAAAGGACAUGAAUAUUUUUAAAACAUGUUUUUUACUUCUAAACCUUAGGUAAUAAAGUAUAAGGUGCCAUGUAUUUUAAAACCUAAGAAAUGCCCAGUCAGUGGUGGUGCACGCAUAUCUUUAGUCCAGCACUUGGGAGAUGAGCCAGGUGGAUCUCUGAAUUUGAGAGCAGCCUGAUCUACAAAGUGAGUUUCAGAACAUCCAGGGCUGUUACACAGAGAAACCCUGUCUCAAAAACCAAACUUAGGAAGGACAUAAAAUAGAAUAAGUAUUCUUAGUAUUCCCAGGCUUUUAUUGUUGCUGGGUGUCGGGGCACAGUGCCCACCAUCCUAGCGGGAAAAUGAGGAUUCAGGGUUCCUCUAUGUUGUGAAUUUGAGGCCAGCUUGAGCUACGGGAAACUCUUUAAGGGGGUGGGGGAUUAGGGUCAAAUGUGCAGCAUGGAAUGAUAUGGACACAAUUUUGGACUCCAUAGUCCCUCAGUUUGUGGUGGGUCCCAGGUGUCCUCUCAGGGUGGUGUCCUUAGGCAGCACUGGGCCGGGCUGCUCUGACAGGAAAGCUGGCCUGCAGUUCCGGCCUUCUGAGCUGCUCUGUCCCACAGUCUCCAUGCAGCCACAGACAUGAGAACUCUGCCCUGUGUUUACAGAAUGUGGGAGAAUGACUAUUUUUCUAACGUGGAAACGCCUUAUAGAGAAUCACAUUUAGUCUUUUAGAAAUGCCAAGGUGAACUGGGUGUGGUGGUGCACACCUUUAGUUCCAGGACCUGGGAGGCCAGUCUAGGCCGCCACACAAGGGAAUGGCAGGCCCGUGGUGUACAUGCCUGUAAUCUUAGCUCUUAGGAAGACGAGUUUAAAACCCGCCGAGCUACAUACAAAGACCCUGUGUCAAAGCAAAGAGGAAACAAAGCCUGCCAAAGUGAGGCUGACUUCCAUGUCAUGUUCUUGAGUUGGAGCCAAGUCACCAUUUAACCUGUUGAGUGCCUAAUCAAGAAGAAACAAGCUUUUCUGUUUACAAUGAUGCAAUAUGUGGACACGUGUUGCCACCUUUGGACUGCUGCUGUUACUGAUCUGUAACCUGGAAAGGCCCGAGCCUGGCCCAGCCUCCCCACCCUGCCUGUGAGAAGGCUUGAGGAGAGCUGGACGCGGACUAAUAAAGCCAGUGCGAUGCCACUUUCA